Molecule: messenger RNA, 2434 nt
Organism: Pantherophis guttatus
Lineage: Eukaryota; Metazoa; Chordata; Lepidosauria; Squamata; Colubridae
Source: RefSeq, a predicted model, not a curated record
AUGUCUGUUUGCAGCAGAAUGAUCCACCAUCGCCCACCCCUCCGUCUCUCCACCCCGUCCUUCUGGCUUCUCACAGGUCUUCAUGCCCAGAUCCAGCUGGUGCCUGAGGAGGUUUCUUCAGGACUCUCCCGGACCCUCCACGGAACAAAGAGCAAAGAGUCUUUAUCAGCAGAGACUCAGCAAAAGGCCGGCCACCUUCAUACGUUCCUCUCUGAGCAGUUUCAUAUACAGUAUCGGAGCCGGAGGACGGAGAAGAGAACUGAAGCGGCGGCUCCACUCCCCUCGGAAGAGCGCGUCUUGGGCACCCAGAGCCUGGCCUUGUCCCCCAGGGCCACAGCGAGGCAACGAGUGUUCUGGGCUGCCCUCGCUUCUCGCCUCGCACCGCUUCAGGGCUCCCGUGGACGGGCUGGCAGGGCUGCCCAGAGGGCGACCCACCCGGAGCAGAAGCAGAAGCGGGAGCCAAAGGCUGUGCCGCGUAGUGGACACUCAGCAGUUCUGUUUUGGGGCUUCCCGUUUUUGCACUUCCUCAUCUGGCGCGGAGGACCAGGAGAAACGGAGCUGCGGGCGCUUUUGCAAGUCAGGCUCGAGGCCCUCCGGCCCCUUUGCGCCCCAUGGACUCCAAAGCCCCGAAGUCUCCGAGGACGAAGGAGCCUGGAGGUGUCCCUCCCUCCGGCCCUCCGACCAGGGGCCCCCAGAUUCAGAGGUCAAAACAAAGCCCAGAGAGGAUUGUGUCUGAAGGUGGAACUGGGCCUUUCUCUAGUCUCAGGUCCGGAUGGAUUCAAGUGUGGGACCAGAUCCAGAGUGAGAAUCCUCCAGUGGGAGAUCAAGAGGGAGCUUUGCUUCCUUGGAACUUCCGUGUUCUCUUUCUCUGGCCAUGGUGGAUCCAGAGAGGCAGCAUAUUUUAUUCUGCUCUUGAACUGUUCACCGCUUGGUGGUUACGGUAGUUCCAGGAAGUGGCCCUGAUGUCUGUUUGCAGCAGAAUGAUCCACCAUCGCCCACCCCUCCGUCUAUCUAUCCACCCACCCACGCAUCCACCCCGUCCUUCUGGCUCGUGCUGGAGAAUCUCACAGGUCUGCAUGCCCAGAUCCAGCUGGUGCCUGAGGAGGUUUCUUCAGGACUCUCCCGGACACUCCAAGGAACAAAGAGCAACGUCUUUAUCAGCAGAGACUCAGCAAAAGGCCGGCCACCUUCAUACUUUCCUCUCUGAGAAGUUUCAUACACAGGUCGUCCUUGAAUAAGGACUAAGUCAAUGACUGCCUUAGUGACCAUUCAAAGUUUCAAUGGCACUGAAGAAAGGGAAUUACGACUUACAGCAGUUGCAGGAUCCUCAGGAUCUCCUGAUGAAAAUUCAGAUGCUUGAAAAUGGACUCGAAUUUAUGACGGUUGUGGCACCCUGGGAUUACAAGAUGCCCUUUUGUGACAAGUGGGUGUAUUUGUCCUUAUUACGUUCACUGGGAACAGCUCCAACUAAGAUUUCUAAAUGAUCACAAAACUAGGGUCCAACAAAUGAGAUGUGGACACAGACAUUUGUGUGUGUGUGUGUGUGUGUGUGUGUGUGUGUGUGUGUGUGUGUUCGAGAAAGGCUGUUGUUGGGGACAGAAGCCCCUUUGGAUUCAGGCUAGGUCUGUACAUCCCUGGUCUGGGAAUCCUGAUUGGAGGAGACAUUGCUCAGCCCUUCAAGGUAGUCCAGACUACAAACAUAAAAAUUAGUACUAGCUCUAUCUCUCAAUGUAAGGUUACAAUACAGAAUCUUGCAACUGUGAAAGUAUUUGUCGCGCCUUCUCCUUUUACUCUCUGGGAAGCUAGAGAAUUCUUUCUGAAACACUUUCCUGUUGUGAUCCGCAGGCGGCCUGUGGACCUGGUAGCAGAGUCGGACAGUGAGGAGGUUGGGGAGGAACAUGGGGCAAUCCUGGAGUCUGGGGAAGGCUCGGACAAGGGCUCUGCAUCUGAGGCAGAGAGGGGGCCAGGGCCAUCUGGGUGGUAUGUGCUGCCUCCGGAGCUUCCAGGCUCUGACAUCAGCGAGGCAGUGCCUGUUCCCAGUGCGCGCAUGCGCAGAGUUGCCAGAAGGCAAGAACAGUUAAGAAAAAAUGGACAACUCGUGAAUAGGGCUUGGAGAUGAUUGGCCCGCCCCAUCAGACAUAAAAGAGGAGCAAAGGCACGUGAGCCUUUGCAGGAAGCAACGUUGUUCAUUCUGGUCGGUUUACAUUUUGAAGCUCCGUUUUUGUCUCUGUGCUCCGUGUGGCCUUGCACCGCUUAUUGCCAGUUAGGUCUUUGGCAGCGGGUCAAGGGAGAUGAAGGUGGGUGCUUAUCAGCCUUAUCCCGAAGGACUGUGAGACUUCUGUCGGACGCUUAACAAACUAUUUGUGACUCAUUAUGGGCUGUGAAUGGACAUAAUUCACAGCCGUUGAAAUAAAAAGAGGGUUUGUGGGACUAA